This is a messenger RNA of Prorocentrum cordatum, 357 nucleotides long. Lineage: Eukaryota; Dinophyceae; Prorocentrales; Prorocentraceae. The record is from the annotation of a GenBank genome assembly.
AGCGUCGCCGCGGGGCGGCUGGCCAGAAGGGCCGCCCGCCGGCCCGUCGUCGGGCCGGAGAUGGCCGCCCCACCGCCGAUGGACCCGGCCUCCCCGGAGUGCGUGCGGAUGAUUGCUCUGGAGCGGGAGAACCAGGCGUUGCGGGACCAGGUCCGCGACCUCCAGCACCUGCUGCAGGUGAAGGACCAGGAGAGCGCCCUGAAGUACAGCCUGCUCCAGGCCAAGGAGCGCGAGAACGCGCAGGCGCGCGCGCGGCUGCAGCUCAUCGAGGCCGCGGCGCGGCACGCCGCCGAGGCGGAGGCGGCGCGCCUGCGCCUGCGCGACCAGGGCGUCCUCUCGCGCGACGACCUGCUGAGG